AUGUGGGCGCCGUCGCGGGGGUCGUCGUCAGGGAGCGGGCGGCGGACCUGGCGCCGGCGCAUCGCGGACUACCUCGCCGACGACCAGACCGACGUGUCGGACAAUGAGUCCUUCAUCACGGCGCACAGCGACGAGUACGUCGCCGCCUCCACGUCCGCCGCGGACGGGGGAAUGCUGCCGGCGUUCCUCGCGGACCAGAGCGACCUCGUGGAGGUGAUGCUGGAGCUGGACGAGGAGUCCAUGGUGGUGCGCAGCGUCACGCCCACCACCGCGGCGCUGUACGGGACGCCCACAACGUCGCUGCCCGGCGCGGGGGCGGCGCCGCAGGCGGCGCACACGCCGGACGGCCCGCGGAGCCUGAGCCGAUGCUCGUCGACGUCGUCGCGGAUCCGCAGGAAGUUCGCGUGGCUGCGGUCGCCUUCGCCGUCGCUGCGCCGUCCCCCUCCCCCGCCCGAGGCCGCGGCCGCCGCGGCGUCCUCGGACCAGCAGGUGGUGCGGGAGGCGGCGCUGGCGGCCCGCGAGCGGCGGCGCGUCCAGGCGCGCCUCCUGAACCGGUCGCGGUCCGGGGCCCGGCGCGCGCUCAAGGGCCUCCGGUUCAUCAGCCGCACCACCACCGACGCCGACGGCGGCGCCGCGCUCUGGCGCCCCGUGGAGGAGCGCUUCAACGCGCUCGCCACCGACGGCCUCCUCGCCCGCGACGACUUCGGCGACUGCAUCGGUACGCACGUUCGUUCGAUGGUGGACUCGAAGGAGUUCGCCGUGGGCAUCUUCGACGCGCUGGCGCGGCGGCGGCGGCAGAACCUGGAGCGAAUCAGCAAGGACGAGCUCUACGAGUUCUGGCUGCAAAUCUCCGACCAGAGCUUCGACGCGCGCCUCCAAAUCUUCUUCGACAUGGUGGACACCAACGUGGACGGUAGGAUCACGAGGGAAGAAGUGCAAGAGCUGAUCGUUCUGAGCGCGUCGGCGAACAAGCUGUCGAAGCUUAAGGAGCAGGCUGAGGAGUACGCGUCCCUGAUCAUGGAGGAGCUCGAUUCGGAGAAUCUCGGCUACAUAGAGCUGUGGCAGCUGGAGGCGCUGCUCCUGCAGCGCGACGCGUACAUGACCUACAGCCGGCCGAUGAGCAGCGGCAGCGCGGCGCAGUGGAGCCAGGGCCUGAGCGCCGGCGCCGGCGUGGGCGCGGGCGCAGGCGGGCAGCAGCAGCCGCAGCCGCAGCCGUCGUCGCAGUGGCAGCUGCAGCGGCGGAGGUGGAGCCGCGCGGCGCGCGGCGGCGCGGGCGCGCGUGGCGGCGGCGGAGAGCUGGCGGCGCGCUACCGGCGGUCGGCGGCGUUCCGGGUGAUGGGGUACUGCCUUCCGACGGCCAAGGGCGCCGCCGAGACGCUCAAGCUCAACAUGGCGCUCGUGCUGCUCCCGGUCUGCCGCAACACGCUGACGUGGCUCCGCUCCACCUGGGCACGAUUCUUCGUCCCCUUCGACGACAGCAUCGCCUUCCACAAGAUCAUCGCUUUGGCUAUCGCGGUGGGCAUCUGCCUGCACGCGGGGAACCACCUGGCGUGCGACUUCCCGCGGCUGAUCGCGUCGGGGCCGGACGAGUACCGGCUGGUGGCGCGCUUCUUCGGGCGGGACAAGCCCAGCUACCGGGGCCUCCUCGCCGGCGCCGAGGGCGUCACGGGGAUCGUCAUGGUCACGCUCAUGGCCGUCUCCUUCACCCUCGCCACGCGCUCAUUCCGGAAGCGGGAGGAGGCCAAGGCAGCCAGCAGGGGCGCCAGCGGCGGCCGAUGGUGGCGGCGGCUCCCUUUCUUCCCUCUCGCCCACCUCGCCGGCUUCAACGCCUUCUGGUACUCGCACCACCUGCUCAUCGUCGUCUACCUCCUGCUGAUCGUCCACGGCUGGUUCAUGUUCCUCGUCGACAAGUGGUACCAGAGGACGACAUGGAUGUACAUUUCUGUACCCCUGGUGCUUUACGUCGGGGAACGGACACUACGGGCCUUCCGAUCCAAGGCUUACGCAGUCAAGAUUCUCAAGGUGUGCCUUCUACCGGGGAACGUCUUGACCAUAACCAUGUCGAAACCCUACGGAUUCCGCUACAGAAGUGGGCAGUACAUAUUCCUCCAGUGUCCAACGAUCUCCCCAUUUGAGUGGCAUCCGUUCUCCAUCACUUCAGCUCCUGGAGACGACUACAUCAGCGUCCACAUCCAGACCAGGGGUGACUGGACACAAGAACUCAAGCGAAUCUUCGUCGAGAACUAUUUCACGCCAUGCGUGCCCCGAAGGGCUGCCUUCGGGGAGCUAGGCGCGGUGGAGCACAAGAGUCCGCCAAGGUUGCUGGUCGAUGGCCCCUACGGCGCCCCAGCGCAGGAUUUCAGGAACUAUGACGUGCUGCUCCUUGUCGGCCUUGGGAUCGGCGCAACGCCUUUCAUCAGCAUCCUGAGAGAUCUUCUGAACAACAUCAAGCUGGCUGACGAGCUGAUGCCGGUCCGAGGACAGCGCCAACAGCUUGAGCGCGUCAACGGCGAGCAGCAGCAACAAGAGGCGGGCAUACCGAACAAGCUGCGCACACUUCUACUGGGUCACAAGGGAGCCUGGAUCGUUCGAGUGGUUUCAGGGGUGAUGAAUGAGGUCGCUGAAAUGGACAUGAAGGGUGUCAUUGAGCUGCACAACUAUCUGACGAGCGUGUAUGAGGAGCGAGAUGCAAGGACGACCCUGCUGUCGAUGGUGCAGGCCCUGAACCACGCCAAGCAUGGCGUAGACAUAGUGUCAGGCACAAGGGUCAGGACACAUUUUGCAAGACCUAACUGGAAAGAAGUAUUUACAAGAAUAGCGUCCAAGCACCCAAAUUCUACAGUCGGGGUAUUUUACUGUGGGAGACCUACACUUGCCAAAGAACUGAAGAAACUGUCACUUGACAUGAGCCACAAAACGGGAACCCGCUUUGAUUUCCACAAGGAGUACUUUUGA
This is a messenger RNA of Miscanthus lutarioriparius, 2955 nucleotides long. NCBI's taxonomy places the organism in Eukaryota, Viridiplantae, Streptophyta, Magnoliopsida, Poales, Poaceae. The record is from the annotation of a GenBank genome assembly.